CUGAUUCACACCUUGCUUCCUGUACACAUCAGGACGUUGCUAAAGAAAACCAAAACUUAUCAGCUUUGACUUUUUUUCAAGGAUAUCUAUAUUUUCUUUCUUGGUUGGAGUGAUUUCCAAGAGCAUGAGUAGCAUGGAGAUGCUGACUGUCCCACAGCUUAGUAAUGAGAUGCAGCUGAAAAUUAUGCACAUGGUGAAGAAUGGAGAGCUGAGCAUCGAAGACGCUCUGCACCAGGCCAGAAGAGACAAACUGCAGCUGCUCCAGAGGAAUUUCGAUUUAGAGGAAAAACAAGCGACGCAGUACAACUUCAGCGUGCACAAACUCAAUGCUUACAGAUGGCAAAAAAGGGUAUUCCAGAUUGAUUUCAGCACAAAGAUGGUUUGCAGUAUCGAGAAAGGCAUUGUGAAGAGGCAGCUUCCUUUUGCGGACAUUAAAAACUGCAAUGAUUCUCCAGGGACCAGGAUUACAGUGUUUUUCAAGAACCACCAUGAAUAUGAGCUGGAAGCUACGUCUUCACAGGACAAGCAAAAAAUGCUGGAACUGAUCAACCAGAUAAUCUACAGGAAUACAGAACCUGAAGAUAUUUAUGCGAAGCCUAAAGAACCACAGGCGUCCCCGAAAGGGCUUCGCAAGGGCCAGCUGCUUCUGCAGCGAGGAGGGCUAGCAUCGUUCAAAUGGAAGACGUAUGAGGCACAUCUCCACACAGGGCACCUGACCCUGCUCUCGACAGGACAUUGCCGGUAUGAGGAUGAAGCAGACGAGCCCGUGUCUUCUAACCUUCCAAUCAUCAUUCAUUUCUCUGAUGGGAAUGCCAGUGUAAAGAGCGAUUGCACGAGUGAUUCUCUAUUUGUGCUACUCACUAACAAUAAUGUGUUGCAUUUCCGGAUUCCAGCAAAUGGACAGAUGAGUCCAGAGGUCAUUAGGAGCGAACGGGACGCUUGGGUUCAAGCUAUUGACAGUUUAUGUAUGGAAUGGAAACACAAAUCUCAGCAUGAGAAUGUGUAUGAAGAGCUCAGUGAAUCUGGCAAGAUUUUAGAAACCAUUAAAGAGCACCAGUCUGAAAGUGAGAGAGAACCAGAGACUGACAGAGUGCAGAAUGAUUGUGAAUCUGUGUUAGUAAAGCCUUUACCAAGACAUCAUAUGAAAGUACCUGUUCUAUUGCCGGGGCCAAUAAUCGCACCGGUGCAACUUCCUGACCUGAAGCCAGAGCAGGUGCCUGAGAUAAGGCAACUAUCCAUACAAGUAAAAAUGCCAGGGCCAGAGCCAGAGCCACAACUCGCAACUGUGACAUCAAGUGUGUCUACUUCAGGCCUGACUCCUCCUCCUCCUCCUCCCCUGCCCCCUCCUCUGCCCAUAAACAACAAGCCGAAAACACUGACAGAGAGAACCAAGGCCUUUCACUGGGAUGUCAUUUCACAAGACAAGCUUGCAAAGUCAUUGUGGGUGCGGGGAAGUCCUCGAGAAAUUGAAAUCGACACGUCGCGUCUUCAUGAGAAGUUCGGCGUCAAAGACUCGGGGCCCCUUUCUAACGUAGAGCCCGUCAGUCAAAUCCUGCUGAACGCGAAAGUCGCGCACAACUUCAAUAUUUUCCUUAAAAGUUUCCCAGUGCAGCCUAAAGAACUCAAGGACAAAUUGUUCAUUGUUGAUGAGGCUGAAGGAGGCCUCUCUGAUGAACACAUUGCUUCUCUCAGGAGGUAUGUGCCCACUGCGGAUGAUAUAGAGAUGUACAAGUCCUAUAAAGGAGAUGUGAGCGAACUGCACAUGGUUGAUCAAUUCAUGAUGGAGUUGUGUAACAUUCCAUACCUGAGCACUCAACUGGACCUUCUGCUAACUCUCAGAGAACUGCCCAUCAGCAUCGAAGACCUGGCACCGCUGAUUAACCAGAAGAUUGUCAUGUGUCGUCAGCUGUGGUUCUGCGAAUCGUUCGUGUCCGUGCUUGAGUACCUGCUGACCAUCGGCAAUUACCUCAACCAGAAUGCCGGCAAAGAAAAGGCCAAGGGAUUCCGUCUCUCCUCCUUAACGAAGCUCUCACAAGUGCGUGGGAAUGAGAAGAAGUUCACCUUGCUGCAUGCCCUUGUGGAGCAGAUCAUGUUGCACGAGCCCCGGUUGGCCACGUUUUUUCAGGAGUUGACGGAAUUUGAGACUGUCCCUGGGGCAUCAAUUAAAGGCCUAACAGCUGAAGUGGAUGUUGUGAAGAAUGAGCUACGGAAGGUCAUUCAGUACAAGAAAACAUACAAGUGGAAAAACUUGGGAUCCCAGUACUCCAAAUUCUCAACUGACUUGAAGAUGGCCAUUGAGAAGUAUGAGGCCCAUCUCAGCCAGCUGACGAAGAGGUGCGCUGAGAUGAGGAAACUCUACGCUGACAUAUUGGUGAAAUUUGGAGAGCCCUUGGAUCAGGAUUCUCAAGAAAUGUUCGGCUGGGUUUGCCAGUUUAUCAACGAAUUUAAACGGAUCCAUGCAGAAUUCACAUGCUGAGUCUUGCCUUGCGUGUCUGUCGGUGUAUAUGUGCAGAAAAGUCUGUGGUUGUGUUUGUGUGUGUGUGUGUAUUUAUAAGUGUGUGCUUUUGUGUAUAUUGUGUAUGCCUGGCCUAGCCUCUCAAGCAUAUCAUAGAAGAUGUGUCGAUCCAAAGACCAUUUGAAUGUCAGUCUAAACUGAAGAGCAAGGUUUUCGGUGAGCAGCCUAAUCCAAGGGUUUAAUGAAGGAUUUGCUGGAUCUAUUGCCGAUCCGGUGUUUACUUUGAUUAAAAGUCUUGGGCAGAUUUACUGAAAGCUGAAAGCAGCUCUCCCUCACUCCAGUCCAUAACAAAGAACACUGCUGGAUGCACUGCUAGCUCAGGAGAAACUGCUCGGUUGGAAGCCGAUAUAGAUCGGCUGUUACUUUUUUGGAGAGCUCUUUCAAUGGAACUUACUGGGCUGGAGAUGACAAACGGGGGCUGCCAAGUUACCAGCGGCCACACAGCUGCCCGAGAAAGAAGGGAGGGCAACAGUGGCCAGAGCCAGCUGAACCCCCGACACACGUUUCACCAGACACUCCAACACGUAGACUUCACUGGACUGCUUUUGUUCCUCCCCUUUCAUUUAAAAAUUAGCUUUGCAGAUAAGCCAUGCUUUAGAUUGAUUUUUCUUUGUGACUUGAGGGAGCACAGGGCUCUAUGUGUCUUACAUUUUAAGCAGGCAUCAAGAGGCCGGCAGAUGUGUCCUUGAUUUUAAAAAGCGAAAUAUUUCGAAAUAAUGGAAGUCUAGGCAGCUCAUUGCUCACGUGUGCCACACCGCAGUAUUUCAGCUAAAUCGAUUGCCAUUGGAAAUAAAUAAAUAAAAAAAUGCAUGGGAACAGGUCAAAGAUAAUAAAAAAGAUAGGGUUGGUAAUUCAAAGUGAGAAAGGCAAGAGAGAAAAGUGUGAUUUCAGGCAAUGUGCAUAGUACAGUGCAACAAUAAAACGGCACUGAUUAAAUUGAUGUAAUGUUUUUAUUGCAUAUGUCCCUGGGAUGUCUGCAGGCACUGGAGGAGUUUUAUAAUACUCAAAUAAUCAUCUCUGUCUGGCUGACAAAAAUCCAUCCUUUCUACGCUGUAGGUGUGCAAUCUGAAAUGUCACAAUAACAUGGCAGAAAGUUAAACCUGAAACUGAUCCAAUAAGCAUUAUUUAACUACGCUGCAUCUGAUCCCAGGCUGAAAGAACAGAGGACAGGGGAUGGGGGAAAGGUUAGCACUUUUUUGUCUAUAGAGGCAGGACAUAUAACACAGUCAAGCUAAUAUUUAAAUGAAGUCAACUGAAACAAGUUGUCAGUGGGCUUACAUAUAGAUUUAACCUUAUACCUUUAAUAUAUAUAUAUAUAUAUAUAUAUAUAUAUAUAUAUAUAUAUAUAUAUAUAUAUAUAUAUAUAUAUAUAUAUAUAUAUCUAUGCAGUAAUCAGUGCCGUUUGUGUCUAUGAAAAGUCACAUAGAUAUUUUCAGACUAACAAAGUACAUUUGUCUGCUUUCAAGUCUACUAGCUGACUCAUACAUUCACUAGUCGGCUUGUCAGCUGUGAGGCAGCCAGUAGGGAAACAAAGGCAGACAGCAGCUAUAUAUAUACUUUGGUCAUCUGUAAAGAUCUCAAACUAGAUGAAUUCUAUAGUCACCUGCCCAUUGUGUAAGACUGUGCUUUUUUUUGUUUCUUUUUUUUUUUUUUUACUUAAAUGUAACAUUCACACUCUUUCAUAUUACUUUGCAUGAAGUGUAAUUUCUUUCAACCCUAAUCUCAAGUUCCUGAAGGAAGUCUUCUUUCAGUUUGUUGUUCUUUAAAGCCAAAUAAAAUGUAAAGAAAA
Molecule: messenger RNA, 4304 nt
Organism: Silurus meridionalis
Lineage: Eukaryota; Metazoa; Chordata; Actinopteri; Siluriformes; Siluridae
Product: formin-H
Exons: 17
Coding region: 125-2476 (783 amino acids)
Source: RefSeq, a predicted model, not a curated record